This is a messenger RNA of Maudiozyma saulgeensis, 378 nucleotides long. The record is from the annotation of a GenBank genome assembly. Lineage: Eukaryota; Fungi; Ascomycota; Saccharomycetes; Saccharomycetales; Saccharomycetaceae.
AUGUCGACAGUACGGUUUGCAUUUAGAAGAUUUUGGCAAAGUGAAACAGGUCCAAGAACUGUACAUUUUUGGGCCCCAACUUUAAAAUGGGGACUUGUUGUUGCAGGGCUCUCCGAUGCAAGGAGGCCAGUUGAAAAGGUUUCAGGUGCUCAAAAUCUUUCAUUAUUAGCUACUGCAGCUAUUUGGACUCGUUGGUCAUUUGUUAUUACUCCAAAAAAUAAUUUGUUGGCUGCUGUUAAUGCAUUUUUGGCAAUGACCGCAGGUUUCCAUCUUUUACGUAUUGCAGAUUUCAGAAUACGGUCUGGUGAUACUAUGACAGAAAUGUGUAAGUACAUCGUCAAUGGUACAGCUGAAAAAACAGUAAAUAAGACAAAUUAA